AUGUCGGUAAAGUAUUGCGAUUCUGCAGAAGAGGGCUUGCCCCAGUCGUACUCGUACGAUGUGGACUCGGCAGACGAUGCAAGUGUCUGCAGUCAAGAUUCCGGAAUGUGUAUGUCGCCUGGAUGGGCUCCAAAUGCCAAACCCGAGUUGAAAUACUCAUAUGGGCCCACCUGGAAUCAAGGUCAUCCUUCCUACAUGCAUAACCCCCUCGGAGCUGUCCCGUAUAGCCUUCCAGUCAACACCCGAUGGGCUCCCCAGCCCGCUCCGAUUGUCUGCCUACCACCGACCUAUAACCAGAGUCCUCACAUCAAAACAGAGCACAAAAACUACUUCAACCUUGUGGAUAUUGCUCUCAACGAAUUGCGCAUGGCAGAUGUUCAGCUUCAGAGCGAAAUAAGAACGGGGCUCAACAGCCAGAGUGCCACGCUCUCCCUGUCCUCGAGUGUUGUUCAGAAGCAGCUGAGACAAGCUCAAAAGUAUUGUAAAGCAAUCAAGAAGCAGCUCAAAACUGUGGAAAGUCGUUGUCAUGACCGUCAAAUCAGUGUGCAGGAGGUAAAAGAACUUCGCGGUAGAGUGAAGACAGUCAUCAAGGAGCAAAAGAGCCUCAGACGUGGUCUGAAGCGCGAAAGGCGCAAGGGCGCAAGGGCUUGA
Messenger RNA from Fusarium tjaetaba, 651 nucleotides. RefSeq lists its product as uncharacterized. The coding region runs from base 1 to 651 and encodes 216 amino acids. The transcript is spliced from 2 exons. NCBI's taxonomy places the organism in Eukaryota, Fungi, Ascomycota, Sordariomycetes, Hypocreales, Nectriaceae. The record is from RefSeq and is a predicted model, not a curated record.